Uncinocarpus reesii 1704 is the source of this 312-nucleotide messenger RNA. RefSeq lists its product as uncharacterized. NCBI's taxonomy places the organism in Eukaryota, Fungi, Ascomycota, Eurotiomycetes, Onygenales, Onygenaceae. The record is from RefSeq and is a predicted model, not a curated record. The transcript is spliced from 2 exons. The coding region runs from base 1 to 312 and encodes 103 amino acids.
AUGACCGGUUGCUAUGCCAGACAGUGUGCUGAACAGCCUGACCACCUCCAGCAUCCGACACUCAUUUCCUCAAAUGUUGCAAUUUGUUUCCAUCCUUGGCGGUCUAGGAGAUUGUUUCCAAAACUUCAAGAUAGCCAUCUUGUUAACUUUUUCCUUAUCAGCACUCCAGAGUAUCAGCUAGUUAUGCCCCUGGCUGACAAUCUCCUUGCAAGGCCCUUGACCCCAGAUCUCGAGGCCAGUUCCGGCGGGGAUACGGAACAUGGACUGGCGUUGCCCGAGGAAAACGUUGCACCCCUGAAACCCGAAGCUUAA